ACUGUUUCUACCUGUUUCACAUCAACGCAUCUGAAAUAUCCACCCUGAAACCACCCCAAUUCCUGCUACAAUCCAGGCGCUGCCCUCUCCGACAGGCCGGAUAGGGAGAAUCUCAGGGAGAAUCUGUGACAGGGAGAGUCAGAGGGGCUGUGGGAUGAAGGGCCAGUUGGGUGGUUGGUUUGAAGUUUCCUCAUUCUAGUCCUGUCAGUGUUCGACUCUUCGACGUUCCUGGAAAGAUGCCAUCUCCGCGCUAGACGUGAUCAGGAUUGAUUAUUGCUAUUGAUUUGUUGUUGGAAUCGCUCAUACUGGAACAUGGAAGGGACCCCUGUAACCAUGCACCGUGUGGUUGGGAAGCAGAACAUCUGGACGGUCGAUAAAUGUCCCGAGCAUUUCGACAUCGACACCGAGAGAAUGGAAGAGCUGUUUGGCCGCAAAGAUGAACAGAAGCGGCUUAGUGUUCGCAGGAGUUUCCGAGCAAAAUCCCCUCUGAGAAAUGGCGAGGAACAGGUUUCUGUUUUGGAUGCCAAGAAGAGUAUGAACAUCAGUAUAUUCCUCAAACAGUUCAAAAGACCCGUACAGAGUAUUAUCGACGACAUUAGGAGUGGAGCAGGUGCGUCAUACGGAGCAGAGAAACUAACAGAACUCCACAAAAUGCUACCUGACAAAGAGGAGGUGAAGAAAUUUCAGCAGUUUGAUGGAAAUCGAGAGCGAUUGUGUGAGUCUGACCUGUUCAUGCUGCUGCUUCUCGAGCUCCCCAGUUACACAGAGCGUGUGGAGUGCAUGAUCCUGAAGGAGGAGUUUGGCCCUCGGUUGGAAACGCUGAGUCUCGGGGUACAGACUAUGACUGAGGCAGCUCGAGAGCUGAUGGACUGUGAUGAGCUUCACAUUGUAAUCCGACUAGUUCUGAAAGCUGGGAACUACAUGAAUGCAGGAGGCUACUCGGGAAAUGCUGUCGGGUUCCGAAUAUCCUCAUUACUGAAACUCGUUGAGACAAAGGCCAAUCAGCCGGGAAUGAACCUCAUGCACUUUGUCGUUAUGGAAGCUGAAAAGAAUGACAAGAAAUUGAUGGAUUUCCCGAGUAAACUGCGGAAUAUUGGAGCAGCUUCCAGACUAUUCAAGCAGGAGUUGGAGGGUGAGUUUGAGAGAUUGAAACGGAAGCUUCACUUGGUGAAAGGAGACAUGGAAAAACUGCUGGAUAUCCGAGAUCAGAUGGAAGGUUUUAUCCAGGAGGCGGAGGGGGAGCUGGAGAAGGUCCAGAGGUCCGUGCUGGAGCUUCAGGCUGUGAGUCAGCAGCUGGCUGAGUACUUCUGUGAGGAGGAGGAGAAAUUCAAACUGGAGGAAUGCUGCAACAUCUUCAAAACCUUCGGAGAGAAAUUCAUCACAGCAACAGAGGAGAACCAGCAUCGUGCAGUGUUGGAGAUUAAACGUCAAGAGAGGGAGAGGGAGGAGAAGAAAGCCAAAAGAAUCUCGAUUGCUACCUGCUCCCACAAGGAGAAGGAUCUCCGUGGAAUUGAUCUGGAGCUUCUGCUGCUGAAAAAUUCAAAAAACUCUCUCCGACAGAGGAGCCUGAGACGGGACAAAGCUUCCAUUCCCAGGAGCCAAUCGUUGAAACAGUUUGAAGGAGCUGAGAGAAACAGCGCCCAGACCUCAUCCCCGACACAAGAGGAUGUGCGGCACCUGCGUGAGGUGUCACAGAGAUUGCUGAGCUUUCAGGCUGGACAGCCCAGCUCUCAGCAACACCUCAGACAGAUGCUGUUCGCACAGCACUCGCGAAUCUCUGAGGAGUCAAACGAGUCGAUGAGGGGAAGUUCUGAACCAGCCGGUGGUGGGAAUGCUGAGACUGAUGGACAUGAGCAGCGAGGAAGCCCCACUUCAGAAACCGAAGUUGCAAAGCCCGAGCGGUCUGACAGCCCCACAAAACCAACCCUGGAGAACAGGCAGAAGAAGGUAAGCCGCUGGCACACCAUCACUGCCCUCCCCCACGAGCCACUGAAGGGUACGGUCAGCCCCGCUGAAACCUGCAUCCCCACAGAGCCCUCACAGGCCACUGAAAACCGGGCGAGCGGGAGCCAAGCUCAUCUUCCAGAAGAUUCUCCUCCUGAUUUAGAAAAACAAAACAACGGGCUGCUUGCUAAUGUUCCUCAGAAAAGCCACCCGAAAGCAGUGCGCAGACCCUGGUCACACUCAGAGGAAAACUCCGGACCCCCGGCGCGUCUCUUCUCUCGCAGUUUCUCUGGAGACAGACCUCCAAAUGCACAAAGAAAGCGGCCCCUCACUCGAGGUUUAUCUGACCGGACACCUUCACCCGCAGUGUCCAGGAAACCCCCCAUAUCGCUCAAACCACUGAGGCCUGCUGCAGUCAGCAAGGCCCCGAAGGAAGAGGCGAGGGUGGAGGAGGCCUACGCUUGGAAGUUUUCCAAUCUUUUCAGCAAAAAAUCCACCAAAGCUUCAGGUGGGGAGAGUGCAGCAAAGGAGAAGGUGGCAAAGGAAAUUCCGGGAACUUCCAGUCAGAGCACAAACCCCCUGACUAACUUUUUAAAGCUUUUCAGUGACAACAAAACAGCCAAACACAAAAACUCAUAGGUUUCCAUCCCUGUGGGAAAGCCAGGGACUGACAAUGGGAGUGAGGCACCAUGAACCUCCUGGUGAUACUCGUGUAGCAUCUGGGAGCCUCACUCUGUGUCACUGUCGACAGAUUCACCCAGCUCUAAUCUGACCAGCGAUCAAACCGGAGAUUUCAUGAGGGCCUCAGACCACUUCCAGAACCAAAUAAUUUGAGUUGCCUCAAACUUCUUACAUGUGCUCAAUGUUUCUAGGUGCAGUUGGGAAUGGAGAUGUAUUGAAGAAGGAGGAAGCCAUUGGGAUGAGGAGGAGCAGCCUCCAGAUGCUCUGCCCUCCUGAGAAUGAAUGGAUUGAUGGUUAUUCUCCAUUUUGAGAUGAGGCUUGAUGGUGGGUGAAACCAGAGGGACUUUGGAAAUCUGUUGGAGACUGAGAUGGUCGAUGAGUUGGGAAUGUUGUUUGUGUCGCGUGUCCAUAUGACGAGUGAGUGGGGAAUUCCUGAUGAACUGGAAAUGAAGAUCAAUCUCCUAAUCAUUGAUUGGCUGAGGAAGAGAAGAUUUGAGGGGAAGCCAGUUAAUAACGAAACAAUAAUUCAUCCAAUAACCAUUCCCCUCUUGGGGGAAAGUCAAAGUUUUUAAUUUAUUUUGACAAUUCUGUGAUAUGGAGUGAAUUUUAUAAUAUAUAUCAUCUUUUAAAAUGUCAAAAGGAGGUGCCACAGAAUCACCGAUUUAAGAGGUUGUUCCAAGCAGAUGACUGGUCCUGGUAUUCCCGAGCUUUGGAAUGGGUCCUCAGGCUGUGCUUCCUGGUUAGUGGGUAACUCACUCACCCCACCUGCCCCCAACUGUGGGACUGAGUAAUGAACCAGUUCGCAGAGGGAUUGAAGAGAGAAUUGUGGAUUUC
This is a messenger RNA of Carcharodon carcharias (great white shark), 3459 nucleotides long. Its product is annotated as FH2 domain-containing protein 1-like. The record is from RefSeq and is a predicted model, not a curated record. The coding region runs from base 313 to 2583 and encodes 756 amino acids. The transcript is spliced from 13 exons. NCBI's taxonomy places the organism in Eukaryota, Metazoa, Chordata, Chondrichthyes, Lamniformes, Lamnidae.